Molecule: messenger RNA, 1815 nt
Organism: Drosophila mojavensis
Lineage: Eukaryota; Metazoa; Arthropoda; Insecta; Diptera; Drosophilidae
Gene: dpr12
Product: zwei Ig domain protein zig-8
Exons: 8
Coding region: 801-1781 (326 amino acids)
Biological process (GO): synapse organization
Cellular component (GO): neuron projection membrane
Source: RefSeq, a predicted model, not a curated record
CGUGUGUGUGUGAGCGUAUGUGUGUGUACACAACAAUAGUAGUAAGCAACAACAGCUACAACAAUAGCAAUAGCAAAUACAUGGCUCUUGGCUUAAUGUGCUAAUGCGCAGUGACAUGAAAAAUGAUGGAGAACAUGCAAGUUAUACGCCCCCUGAAGUAGGAGGAGCCACAAACAGCUAGUGAAAGAAUACGCAGGGCAGGCCAAAUAACAAGCUGCAAAUUUGAUACAAACAACAAGAGAGGAAGAAGCAGAAGCAGAAGAAGUGGCAGCAGCAGCAGGGAGAAGCAAGUAGAGCAAGAGCAACGCAUUGACAGGCGACAACAAAAGCGAAAAAGUGGUAGAAAAAUCAGACAGGAAAUAGCGAGAGCAGCAGGAAGGGACUGCAGCAAUAGCAACAACUGAGAGCAGCAGCAGUAGCAGCAGCAGCAUCAUUUAUCAGCGCAUCAGUUGUACGGCAACAACAACAACAACUGGCAGCAACAACAACUGCACAACUAGCAUAUGUGUAUUAGUUUUGUGGCGCCUUUUGUGCUGGCGUUUUUUUGCUGAAAGGAAACAGCGCGUUCAUUCAAAAAGCCAUUAACCCUAAUAAGCGUGCCACAACAACAACAACAACAACUAGAAGAAGAAGAAGAAGCAACAGCAGCAGCAGCAUCGAUGUGCCAUUGUGCCGUGUAGCCCCGUCGUAACUAUUGAAAAGACGCCAACUAAGCUAAGCUCGCGCAGCUGUUGCAGCUGCCACGCAACACAAAGGAGACAGAGACAGGAACAGGGAUAGAGCGAGAGAAACUGCUACAAAUGUUGCCGCCACGGCUGCUGCGCUUGCGGCUGUUGCGUGUGCCGCUGCAUUUAAUGGAAUUGCGCAUUUUGUUGCUGUGCCUGCCCACCUUGCUGCUGGCCACAACGCUGGAAACAGACCAAAAGUCAAUACUCACAGAUAACGAUUGGAAGAAGCUAUGGACGCGCAAUGGCAUAAAUGCCGAUUCCAAAUUGGAUAAUAAUCUCGACUCCAGCGACAGUCCCAUGUUCGAGGACAGCGAGCUGAUGGCGCACAAUACAACCGUCCAACUGGGUGGCACCGCCUUUCUCGUCUGCAAAGUCACCGGCGUGGAUCGUGUGGGUGUAAAUUGGAAUCAAAUAUCUUGGAUACGUCGCCGGGACUGGCACAUAUUAUCCUCGGGCGCCCAGCUCUACACAAAUGAUGAACGCUUCGCGAUACUCCACUCGCCCGGCUCCAACAUGUGGACGCUGCAGAUAAAGUUUGUACAGCGACGGGAUCACGGCAUGUACGAGUGCCAGGUAUCCACACCGACUGGCAUCAUUUCGCACUUUGUGAAUCUUCAAGUGGUUGUGCCCGAGGCAUUCAUACUUGGCUCUGGUGAACUGCAUGUUGACAUGGGCUCAACAAUCAAUUUGGUUUGCAUUAUCGAGAAGAGUCCCACACCACCGCAGUAUGUGUACUGGCAAAAAAAUGAUCGUCUCAUCAACUACUAUGACUCGAGGCGAGACAUAUCCAUUGAAACGACACCGGGUCCACGCACACAGAGUCGCCUCAUUAUACGGGAGCCCCAAAUCACCGAUUCUGGCAACUACACCUGCUCUGCCAGCAACACCGAGCCAGCUAGCAUUUAUGUCUUUGUAUCAAAAGGCGACAAUAUGGCUGCCAUAUCGAGGCGUAAAACUUCCUCGGCCGAUCGCAUUACGCACAUAUUUAGGUCAAUGCUGGCGCCCUGUCUGCUGCUAAACACGGUUGUCGUUAGACGCAUUUUCUUAACCUAAGCAACCAAAAUUAAAAGAAAAUUACAGCGCAUAA